Messenger RNA from Mercurialis annua (annual mercury), 1634 nucleotides. RefSeq names its product E3 ubiquitin-protein ligase MBR2-like. Gene Ontology annotation, molecular function: ubiquitin protein ligase activity. The record is from RefSeq and is a predicted model, not a curated record. Lineage: Eukaryota; Viridiplantae; Streptophyta; Magnoliopsida; Malpighiales; Euphorbiaceae. The transcript has 5 exons. The coding region runs from base 219 to 1364 and encodes 381 amino acids.
UUAUAGCAUUAUGGCAUUCCAACAAGAAGACAAACCAUAGCCCACCUAACUACCCUUCUUCCAAAAACUUUUCACAUUUUCUUAAUCUUUUCUCUCAAUUUCAAAAGAAUUAAUAAAAAAUCUCAAGUACCCUUCAAUCAAAAUCCAUUCUUUUUCCAUUUCCAACUCAAGAAUCAAAGUUUUUUGUUCAUUCUCUAGCAUUACAUUUUUCAAAGAUCAUGUCUUUUUUCUCAGAAACUGAGCAAAUCAAGCUAAGAAAAUCCAGAACUCAUCAAUUCCACCAUAUCAAUGAAGAAGAAUUACCCAGUUCCGAUCCACAUAUAAUCCCACGCUCAUCAAAAUCAACAAUUUCAUCACUUUUUCUCUCCCCAUUUCACAACUCUACAGACCCGCCCACCACCUCCAAGAAAAAGGGCACAUCCUUCAGAGGCCUGGGAUGCACUGCCGGUGCAGCCCAGCAAGUGUCGGUGCCGGCGGUGAUACGGGCAUCGGCUGAAUGGGAGGGUAAGAAGGUGAAGAAGAAGAAGAAGAAUCAUCAACAUAAGUUGAAGAAAGAAGGUGAGAGUAUGUUGCUUAUUAGUGAGAAUGGUAACGGUGGGAUUGGGAAUUGUAUGGUUAUGCAAGAUGUUUGGUGUGGACCGGGGAUUGGGUUUUCUUCUGAUGGUGUUGUUGGGUCUGUAGAUUGUGUUGUGUCUGCUCCUACUGCUGUUAGAAGGAGCAAUGUUAAUGGUAAUAGUAAUGGUGCUUCUAGUAGUAAUAGUAGAGGGAAGAUUGAUUCGGAGAAGAUUAAUCAAAGGGAAAGGGAAAGAGAACGAGAACGAGAGCGUGCUUCUUGUUUAGGGAGGCGAGCAGCAGCGAACCCGGAUACUCUUUCUUUUUUGGAUAGUGAGCCUGCUUUUUUAUCGUCUCGCCCCGAACCAGAAGUAUUUGGAAGUAGGUAUCAUCGUCAUGUUCGACAUCCGUCCCCUGAGGGGCUAGCUGAGAUAAUGUUUCUCCAAAAUAGUUUAAUAAUGGGAGGAAGACUUGAUCGAUUUAGCGACUGGAGAUUGGAUAUUGACCACAUGUCAUAUGAGCAACUGCUCGAGCUAGGUGAAAGAAUGGGUUAUGUAAGUACUGGGCUGAAAGAAGACGAGAUAGGCCGCUGUGUGGGGAAACUUAAACAUUCAAUUGUUAACGACUUGUCAUCACGCUUACCGGUGAUUUUAGAUAAAAAAUGCACUGUUUGUCAGGAGGAGUAUGAAUCGGACGAUGAGCUGGGGAAGCUGGAAUGCGGACAUGGCUUUCACAUACAAUGCAUAAAGCAAUGGCUUGCUCAUAAAAAUAUAUGUCCUGUCUGUAAGACUGAACCAGUCGCUCGAGGCUAGGUAUUCUUUGUCAUCUUCUUUGUUUGCAAGGAUUUACGUGUUGCAGCUUUUUCCAUCUACUCAUGAUGUAUAGAUUUACUAGUAUACAUGGUCAUGAAUUCAUUCAUUGGUGUGAAGGUUCUUCAAAUUUUCUCCUUGAAAUGAUAGGCCGCCCUUUUUAAGGGUAAAAUCAGAAGGUUGAUGCUGAAUGAAGUUUAUAGCACUGGAAUUUUAUGAAAAUCUUUGGUAUUACAGAAUGAUUGAAUGGAACAUGUGCUCCGAUGUUGUUUC